Molecule: messenger RNA, 990 nt
Organism: Nicotiana attenuata
Lineage: Eukaryota; Viridiplantae; Streptophyta; Magnoliopsida; Solanales; Solanaceae
Product: protein SPEAR3-like
Exons: 5
Coding region: 273-833 (186 amino acids)
Molecular function (GO): DNA-binding transcription factor activity
Source: RefSeq, a predicted model, not a curated record
AAAAGCAAAGAGAGUACAGGACAUAAAAUCCACACACACACAUAUAUAUAUAUAGAUAAAUCAAAUGAAUCUCUUAAUAAAUAUAAAUACAAUCUGAUCUAGGCAUCCAGCGAUGCAAUAUAGUUAUAUUACUAGAUUUGACAGCUUAAAAACCCCUUUUGGAGAUCUUUUCUCUCUGUAGAUACCAUUCCAUUCUACACCAAAGGAGCUUCUUCAUCUCAAACCAUCAACUAAUUAAAUCAAACCUUUGACAGCAAUUUCUUGUUCAAGAGAUGGGAAGUGGUUAUUUUGGGGAGCCAAACCUAGGGAAUGAAAAAUCAUAUUCAUCAUCAUCAAGAAAGAGUAAAAAGACCAAUUCAGAAAAACCUAAACAGCCACAAAGAGGUCUUGGUGUUGCUCAAUUGGAGAAGAUUAGAUUGCAUACACAAAUGGCUUGCACUUAUAACCCUUUUGCCACCAAUCUCAACCAGGAGGAUAUGAGACUACAAACACCAUAUUCAUCAAUUUCUUAUUCAUCAUCCUCAUCCUCAUCUUAUGGUUUUCCAGCCCACCAAACCAUUAUGAUGGGAUUGGGUGACAUUGAAAGAGCUAAUAUUAGAUAUGGAGAUUCCCAGCCACCUUCUACUGCUAGUACAUGGCAUCCUGGUACAGUUUAUGAGACUCAGCAUUAUGCUCAGCCAAACAUGACUAGAUGUCUGCUUAACCUACAAGUAGAGGACUCGCUAGAGAAGAGGAGAAAGAAGGACAGAAGUGAAUCAAUUGGCUCAAGUAGUCAGAAUUCUGAAUUAAAUGGCAGCCAAGAAUUAGAUUUGGAGCUGAGGCUUUCACUUUGAUCGCAUAAAGUUCUUCGUCAACCCAGUGUAUCUAUUCGCGAUUUAUUAUUAGCUUAUGGAGUAACUUUCAAGAUUAGAGCACCAUUUUGCCUUGGCCUUUGCAUAGAUGCACAAGUUUAAGCAAUUAAUGGAAAUUUGUUAGUCUCUUCUGGAAAAA